Messenger RNA from Artibeus jamaicensis (Jamaican fruit-eating bat), 3185 nucleotides. RefSeq names its product acid phosphatase 3 (gene ACP3). The coding region runs from base 185 to 1438 and encodes 417 amino acids. Gene Ontology annotation, molecular function: acid phosphatase activity. The record is from RefSeq and is a predicted model, not a curated record. The transcript has 11 exons. Gene Ontology annotation, biological process: dephosphorylation; lysosome organization. Gene Ontology annotation, cellular component: lysosome; plasma membrane. NCBI's taxonomy places the organism in Eukaryota, Metazoa, Chordata, Mammalia, Chiroptera, Phyllostomidae.
CCCCCAAAUUAUCUGAUGCACCAAACCCCGCCCUACACUACCUGGAGAGUUUACGAUUCAGGAGCCUGGCUCCUCCCAGCUCUUCCUUCUCUUUUAAUCCUUAAUUAGAUAGCUUCCCCUCUAAUGCUUUUGCAGGGGAAGCAGCAGCACCUUCCACAUCCUGCUAGAAACUGCGCUGCCCGGCAUGAGAGUCGCCCCGCUCCUGGUGGCCAGGGCGGCAAGCCUUCACCUUGGCCUCCUGCUUCUGCUCUCCGUCUGCCUGGACCCAGGGGUGGUCGCUAAGGAGCUGAAGUUUGCGACACUGGUUUUUAGGCAUGGAGACCGAAGUCCCAUUGAUACCUUCCCCAAUGACCCCAUUAAAGAAUCCUCGUGGCCACAGGGAUUUGGCCAACUCACUCAGGUGGGCAUGGAGCAGCAUUAUGAACUUGGAGAGUACAUAAGGAAAAGAUACGGACAAUUCUUGAACGAGUCCUAUAAACAUCAACAGAUCUAUGUUCGAAGCACAGACAUUGACCGGACCUUGAUGAGUGCUAUGACAAACCUGGCAGCCCUGUUUCCCCCAGAGGGUAUCAGCGUCUGGAAUCCCAAACUACCCUGGCAGCCCAUCCCUGUGCACACAGUCCCAGUUUCUGAAGAUCAGUUGCUAUACCUGCCUUUCAGAAACUGCCCUCGUUUCCAGGAACUUCAGAGUGAGACUUUGAAGUCGGAGGAAUUCCAGAAGAGGCUGCGCCCUUACAAGGAUUUUCUAGACACGUUGGCAAAAUUUUCAGGAUACCACAGCAAGGACCUUUUUGGAAUUUGGAUUAAAGUCUACGACGCUUUAUUUUGUGAGCGUACCCACAAUUUCACUCUGCCCUCCUGGGCCACAGACGAUGCCAUGACGAAGUUGAAGGAAUUAUCGGAAUUGGCCCUCCUGUCCACCUAUGGGAUCCACAAACAGAAAGAGAAAUCUCGACUGCAGGGGGGUGUCCUGGUCGGGGAGAUCCUCCAACACAUGAAGAGGGCAACUGAGCCAUCAAACCACAGGAAACUUGUCAUGUAUUCUGCGCAUGACACAACUGUGAGUGGCCUGCAGAUGGCGCUAGAUGUUUACAACGGACUCCUUCCUCCCUAUGCUUCCUGCCACUUGAUGGAGUUGUACUUUGAGGAGGGGGAGUACUUCGUAGAGAUGUACUAUCGGAACGAGACGCACCACGAGCCCUAUCCCCUCACUCUGCCCGGCUGCACCCCCAGCUGUCCUCUGACGAAGUUCACUGAGCUGGUUGCCCCAGUGAUCCCCCAGGACUGGUCCGCGGAGUGUAGAAUCACGAACAAACAUGAAGGUAGAAUCACGACCAAACAUGAAGGACUGCAGGCAUUGCUACGGGAACAAGAGCUACCUGGGUUCGAGGGAGAGGUAGACAUGCCAGAGGGGAUUCUGGCAGGAGGUGACAACUGACCAUCUGGAAUCAGUGUGGAUGGCGGGUCCCAUGGCAGUGGUGCCAGGCACUCGAAAGGCAUGUCAAACACCCUAGCGGCUUGAAGCCGGAAAGGAUAGGGGACUUCCUCUGCCAAAGAUUCAGGGUUCGAAGAGGUCCCCACAGGUUUCCUUCAAGAGGCCCGUUCUAAAGAGAUAAAAUGUCAUCUCCACAAGAGCAAGGAUUCUACCUGUUGUGUUCUAUGCCGCAUCUGUCCUCAGCACCUGGGAGUGCCCACAUCUGGCAUGGAUUGGUGCUCAGUGUGUGUGUGCGUGUGUGUGUGUGUGUGUGAGAUAUAUAUAUAUAUAUAUUUAGUUACCUUUCCUCCCUGAGCCUCCUCUGACAGGGAGAGAAAGAGAUUUGUUGUUCCACUUAUUUGUGCAUUCACUGGUUGAUUCUUGUACAUGCCCGACCCGGGAUCAAGCGCACAACCUGGGCGUAUUGGGAUAAUGCUCUCUAACCAAUGCAGCUACCCCGCCAGAGCAGACUCCAUCCUAACUAGCAGCCGUCUCCAGUAACCCGAGAGGCAGUUUUGACCCCACCCUCUCCUUCAUCCUCCACAGCUCAUCUGUCGCCUCUGAUCAAAUCUGCCUGUAUUAUGUUCGUAGAAAUCUUUUCCUCAAAACACCACUGUCAGCAAGUCAAGGUUCAUAUAGAGUGACAUAUAAUUAGGCGGCAGAAUAUGGGGCUAAAAAGAACACUCGGGGAUGGUGUGCGGGGGCCAGCUCAGACAGACCAGCGGUGGGAUGUAUGUGUUAAGAGUCUGUAAUGUGAGGUGGUCUUCAACAACAUGAAUUUGAUAUUGGAACUUAUUUAAGUCGAAUGGAUUGCGUUUGUUCUAUACAGUCUCACACAGUGAUGCUAAGGGCCACAGGUGGACAUUUCAGGGAGACAGACUGUGUUCAUGUCGGGGAGUUUCUGGGACUGAAAGUGUCCCCUGGGUUGGGGGGUCACUUGCCUCAAUAGAGACUGUAGAAUCAUGAAAGGUCGUCGGGGUUGAGUGACUCCUUAGUAGGCCACCAAACUUGGCAAACAGAAGUACAGGAUGCCCAGGUAAAUUUAAUCAAUAGCUCUAACUGCUGAAUUUGUAUAACUUAUGUUUUAAAAGGCCAAAGUAAGGAGACUUAGGGUGGUCUGAGGAAGCAGGACAAAACCAUUAAAUAAGAUGUAUCUUAGGUCUACAGAACGCCUGGUGACCCUGCUGCACCUUAGGGCUUUCCCACCCGUGAAAUCCUGCUCACACCUGUAGGCAGUGUUUUCAGCUGGUAGACCAAUUAAUUUAAUUCUCAUGUCAAUUAAAUUAACCAGAGCCUUCGUUAGAAAAUUCACGAUAAGUCUAAGUUCCAUACUGUGUUACUUAAGAAUAAUAAUUUUUUUUUUAGAAAAUGCUUUUUUAUUUAGUUCUAAAACUUUGCUACACAAUCAGACUUUCUUCACCAGCAGUCUCCCAAUCCCUACCCCAAUUUCCAACUCCAGUUAAUUCUUCUUUUAAAGAUUUUAUUUCUUUAUUUUUAGGGAGGGGAAGGGGGAAAGAGAGGGAGAGAAACAUCAAUGUGUGGUUGCCUCUUGCAUGCCCCCAUGGUUUCAUAUGAAGGAGGUUUAAGGUAGGCAGUUCCCAUUUCCCCUGACGCUCCUUGUAAAGUUGAGAAACUACAGCACGUAAUACACAUGCCCAAGAGUCAACCAUGAGCCUUCAAGGUGGGAUCCAUACCUUUCUGCUCCUUGAAC